AUGUGGGUCAAAUGGACUUUACUUAAUAGUGCAGAUGAAAGCAGACCUCACCGACCAGACCAAAGCCUCGAAGACAUCAGAAUAAAGUACACAUCUUUCAUAGGUGCAAAUUUUGUAAGAUGUAACUUUAGUGGAUCAGAAUUGGAGAAUGUAGACAUAAGUGGAGUUAAUCUGAAUGGAGCUCUACUAUUUAAUUGUAAGUAGAAGAAUAUUAAAAUACAUGAGUUAAACAAAUUGGAUGGUCUUACUAGUGAUGCACCAAAUGGAAUGUGA
This is a messenger RNA of Paramecium sonneborni, 273 nucleotides long. The record is from the annotation of a GenBank genome assembly. Lineage: Eukaryota; Ciliophora; Oligohymenophorea; Peniculida; Parameciidae.